This is a messenger RNA of Amoebophrya sp. A120, 1271 nucleotides long. NCBI's taxonomy places the organism in Eukaryota, Dinophyceae, Syndiniales, Amoebophryaceae. The record is from the annotation of a GenBank genome assembly.
CUUUGCCUCCUGCAGAAGCAUACCGCCCGCCGCUGGGGUUGUGUGUGAGGGGAGCCCUCCCGGCGGCCAGGGCCCGGGCGGCGCUCUCCAGGAAGCGGGCAACAACGUCGCCGACGGCACGCGGGUCGUGGUGAGCUAUCCGCUCAUCGCUGGAGGAACGGACGGGAACGGGCAACCAUUGGCCGCGCCGCAGUUCGGGACUCCGAUCGGCAAGCACAUGCCUGCGUGAGACGCAGCCGCGAAGCGCAUGCCGGCCCUUUGCAGGCCAAGGCGCUGAGGGGCAGGAGAUAACGCCGGACGCCCUUCCCGGAUACGGCGAUACUCCUCAGACGCGCCAGAUCUGCAAGGGUAUGGCUUUCCCCUAAAUGAUUCCGGCCUGCUGCUGGGCCUGUCAAGCCCGGCGAAGUCUUUGACCGGCUCCCGGAGCGGGGGGCCGGUCGGGCGCCCGCGUUCCAAAGUAGUGGGGCAAUGGGUUGCCGCCCGGUGGCAUUUCGAUGGUGGGAUCGAUGGGCGCCUGGGCCUGGCCUGCCCCCGCUGCUUGUGCGUCGUCAAAAGGCGCGGGAGCGGGCAGAAGGACAGCGGAAAGAAAGAGAGGGGCGAAAAGCGGAGAGGGAUGCCGUUUCGCGUUUUUUUUUCGGCGCCCGCGGAGUUCGGAACAGCAUCGAGGACCUCACCACUUUCGGGCAUUCGUCAGUCUUCCUUCACCGAAAGUGUCUGUUGACACGGCGAAGAGAGCCAUCCUGCAGAAGGCCGACUCUGUCCCUUGUUCGAAUCUUGGAAAGAAGACCAGGCCGCCAAGCGGAGGCAGGAAGGUCGGCCCGUUUGUUUCUUCUGGCGCUCGCCAAACGUACGAGAACGCGCAGGACGCGAGAAGGGCGUGGGCUCGAGUUUGGCGAGCCGGAUGGGGAGGUGGCUCCCAACGCGCUGGAGGCGUUCGAGGACCAGAACGGCAGAGAGUGGGCCGGCCGCGCGCAUCGCCCCCCAUCUUGUUCAAAACGUAGGAAACUGCGCGACAAGAUACCGACGCGAGCCAGCGCCGUGCCCCGCCCCGCCCGCGCUCGCCCUUGCUUCUUUCCGGGGCUGGCCCCGAGCGCCCCGGGGCCGGCUGCGUGCGCCAUCGAUCUGCAACCAAUCCAACCGAGCGCGGUCGCGCAGGCUGGCUGCCAGCCCCUUCCCGUUCCUGAUUAUGGCGCCCGCACGGCACAUGCCCCCCCCGCCCGCUUCGCUGGCAUACGCAAAAGCGGCCGGCGAGGCAGGGUUGUAGGUCAGCA